Molecule: messenger RNA, 5121 nt
Organism: Leptopilina boulardi
Lineage: Eukaryota; Metazoa; Arthropoda; Insecta; Hymenoptera; Figitidae
Product: C2 domain-containing protein 5
Exons: 15
Coding region: 391-3552 (1053 amino acids)
Biological process (GO): protein localization to plasma membrane; positive regulation of protein targeting to membrane; positive regulation of vesicle fusion
Cellular component (GO): plasma membrane
Molecular function (GO): calcium-dependent phospholipid binding; calcium ion binding
Source: RefSeq, a predicted model, not a curated record
UAUAGAAAUUUCCAAAUGCCAUAUCACAUGAGAAUCAUUAAUUUUAAAUUUCUAUUACUAAACAACAUAAACUACGAAUUCUUUUUUUCGAAAUUGUGUUAAAAUUAUUGUUUAAAUUUUAAGGUUAUAAUGUGCAAUAUUGACAUGACAACAAUAACAACAGUUAUUAUUUGUCAUGUAUGCACUUGUGUAAGAGAAUGUCGUACAGAAUUAUUUACAUAUAUAUGAAUAUACACGUGCAAAGUGAAGAUUCCUGAGUGAAACGUGGUCCAAAAAGCAAAAAUCAUUCGUUAAUAAAAAUAGAUCUUAAUUUUACUGAAAUAAUUGAGUCGCAUUAGCAUUUUAGACUGCGGUACACGUCGUUCUUAUGUCACAGAUACUAAUUUCACAAUGCCGGGAAAAAUAAAAGUGAGAAUAUUGUCAGGAAGAAAUCUUCCUGUUAUGGAUCGUUCGAGUGACACAACUGAUGCUUAUGUGGAAAUAAAAUUUGGAAAUACAACAUACAAAACGGAUGUUUGUCGAAAAUCAUUGAAUCCACAAUGGAAUUCAGAAUGGUAUAGAUUUGAAGUUGAUGAUUCAGAAUUACAAGAUGAACCGUUACAAAUUAAAUUAAUGGAUCAUGACACUUAUUCAGCGAAUGAUGCGAUUGGUAAAGUUUAUGUUAAUUUGAAUCCUUUACUUUUACCUGGAGUUCCGCCGCCUGUAAAAAAUAUUUGGACUCUAGAAGCAACAAUGAAUUCCAGUAUUGGAGCUCAAGGAGGAUCUGUAAUGACUGGUUGGGUUCCGGUAUUUGAUACAAUGCAUGGAAUUCGUGGAGAAGUGAAUAUUAUCGUUAAAGUUGAAUUAUUUCUCGAUUUUAAUAAAUUUAGACAAUCUUCAUGUGGUGUGCAAUUUUUUUACUCGCCUAAUAUACCGUUCGGUUAUCACGCUCAAGUGGUACAUGGAUUCGUUGAGGAAUUAAUAGUUAGUGACGACCCGGAAUAUAAAUGGAUUGACAAAAUACGAACACCAAGAGCAUCAAAUGAAGCAAGACAAACUUUAUUUUUUAAACUCAGUGGAGAAGUUCAGAGAAAAAUAGGACUAAAAGCUUUGGAUCUUGGAGGAAAUGCUGUCAUAGGAUAUCUACAAAAUUUUGAUUUGGAAGGAGAAUCGGGAAUUGUUGCUCGAGGCAUUGGAACGGCCGUUACCUUAGUGAAGGUGCAAGAAGUACCAAACGUUUUAUCCGAAGGACCGACAGUUGAAGAGCAGCAGGAUGAAAAUUCCACGAGUCCAGUGCACGCGAAUAUCAACAAUUCAUUAAUGGGAAAAUCAUCACAAUUGAAUAAUACAAAAACCAAUCCUGCUAUUCCACUUCACAGGAGAUCGUCUGAUUCUGAUCUUAGUAUUACUCCAAAAGGCAAUUCAUUAGCAAGCAGUGAUAGAUCUAUGGGAGGAUAUUUAAAACCAACAACAGCAAUUCGAACAAUGAAUCAAGAUGCUUCCGAUAUGUUGGAAUAUCCAUUUCUAACAAUGCAACAAUAUCCACCUGGAUUUAUUUUACACAUUGGUGGAUUAGUGAGUGCAAGAUCAGUUAAAUUACUCGAGAGAAUAUCAAAUUUAGAAGAACCAGAAGGUCGCGAUGCUUGGUGGACCGAAAUAAGAAUGGAAGUUCGCUCACAUGCAAGAGCAUUAGCUUGUAAUGUUGUUAUUGGUUACAGAGAAGAAACUAGCAUUAGUGACGAUGUAUGUGUAUUAAAUGCAUCAGGAACAGCUGCUGUGAUAAAUCUUCAUAAUAUAAAUCAAGAUUUAGAUAGUUCUUUCGUUAAUCGACAACAACAAGGAAUGGCAGCGUCAAUUGAUUCAGAUCGUGAAAAAACACAACAAAAGGGAAACAACAAUAAAAACGAUAAAAAUGACAAUGAAACAACAAUGACAAAUCAAACAAAUCAAACGGGAAAAAUAAAGAGAACAUCUGAAAGUAAUGAUCACGAAAUUCCAUAUAGUCUUCCACUUAGCAAUUGUAGUCUUUGUCAUUUGCCAUAUAGCGAAUCGAGUGUGCCAUUUAAAGUAAAUAUAACAAAAUGUGCCGUUUGUCGACGAGCCAAAGUUCCCGAUGUUCUAUUUACAACAAUUGAAUUACCAGAUAAUGUUCCUGUCACGGGUCGUGGAUGUUUUGUCCAGGCAAUUGUUUGUAAAUGUAAAAAAGACUUACGCGGCGAAUUAAAUGCAAAAGAAAUUUCCGAUUGUCUCCCAUUUCUUGAAUAUGAAUUACACAGUUUAUUGUUAAAUAAAUUAAAAGUCAAAGGAAUGAAUUCAAUAUUUGGACUAAAAGUACAAGUCUCAGUUGGUGAACGUUUAAUUAUUGGUAUGGCUAUUGGCACCGGUGUUUAUUUGACAUCACUUCCUACGCCAUCGUUGCCACAAAUUGCAUCUGGUAAUUCAUGGAACAAUGAGGAGCAACUCAAUGAAAUUCAAAAAAAUCUCAUGGAAACUGUGAAAAAGAAUAGAGAAUUUUAUAAAUUGAAAAGUACAGAUACUGAUAAUGGAAGAUCAAGAUCAGACACUGACGAAUCGGAUGAUGAUCUUCCUGAUAUGGACUUGAGUUUAGGAACAAAAGACGCUUGUGUUUUGGAAGUAGAUGACGUUGAGGAUAUGGAUAGAAUAUGUUUAUUGAUGGACGACACUCCACCAGAUGAUUUUCAUGUUGUUAAUACACAAUCAAUUCCCGGUUUAGAAGAUCUUGAAAUUGUCCGAAAUUUACAAAUGUUCACUCAAGUGUCGAGGGCAAAAAUACCGUCUGGUCAAUUUGGUUCCAUGCCUUCGAAAUAUUUCGCCCGAUUACUUCAGACUGUAUAUUUCAAAUUACGACGAAUGGUUCCUUGUGCCCUUUGCGAUAUGAAAUUUAGAGUUGCUCUACCUGAACAAGAUGAAAUACAAUUGUCAGUUGUUGGCAUGGCCCUUGGCCUUGGAGAAUCUUCGAAACAUUCGAAGCAUAAAAGAAAACUUAUGACCUAUUCAUCAAGUAAAGAUCAAUUGAAAAAAUCUGAUGAUUGUGAUAUGAUUUUCACGCUUGAUGAAGAUGUGGCAGAAAUUGUACCAACAGCCACUAAUGAAGUUGCAAUAAAUCCACAAAAUUCACUUGUUUCAUCUCAAAAAACAAGACCACGUUCACCAUUGCGAAUAAAAUCACACACAAUGCACAGACACAAACAUGUACCUUUAAAAGAACGAUACGGAGUGGAUAUAACGCCACUUUCUUAUUUACCCGGAGGGAGAAUCGAGAGAUAUCUGGGAAAUUUAAAUUUCUUUUUUAUUAGAGAAAGCACGUCUAUUCGAGAAAAUGGCGGAAUUAGUGGAUUUACACACAGUUUUGUUAAUGAAGUUUUGGCUAUUGUUCGUGCCCACGUAACGAGUUUAGGUGGAAAUGCGAUGGUUGCUUUUUUCAUGACUCAAUGCGUACUACUUCACAGUCCACACAAAAAUCAUGGACAGUGUCUAAUUAACGUUGGCGGUGACGUUGUUUCCGUCUCAUAUUUCGGAGAUGAGAGACAAAUUGGAAAUACGAUUUGCUGACCUCAACCACCUCAUUCAGCACCACCAUAGCCAAUAAAUUCAUUGAAUCGUGGGAUUUUUGAUUUUCCAAAACAAAAUUUGCAAUUAUAAUUUAAAAAAUAUUUGAUUUUAGUUUUUGUUAAUUAAAAAUUUUGUCCAAUUCUUUAAAAACUUUGAUUAGUGAUGCACAUCAAGAAUCUUUUCAAGAAAAAAAAAAAAAAAAGAAAGAUGAAAAGAUUGUUUCCCUUUGUAUUUUUCAAGAGAUUCUCAUUUUUUUAUUAUUUUUUUUUUUUUUUUUUUUGAAUAAAUCUCUCUUAACAUGCAUCACUAACUAUAUUAUUCGCUCAAAGUGUUGUUGUUAUUAUAGAAACUGCGUAGGAGCCUAUCAUGACCUUUUAUUAAUUUGGAAAUUUCUCUGAUUUUAAUUUGACUUUUCAAAAGUUUUAAUAGUAAACAUAAUACAUUAUUAAUUAAUUAAUUACUAAUAGAUAAUUUAUUAAUUAAUUUUUAAUAAUUAGAAAUUAAUUCUAUUCAGCAGGAAUUGGAAAAUUCUAAUAAUUUAAUUUUAAUAUAUCUUUUAGUUUUUUUUUUUUUUUUUUUUUUUUAAAUGAUUUUUCUGCCAUAAAAGAUAUUUAAUGUCUUGUUUUUAUUGAUAUCAAUGAAAUUUUUCAAAGUGCCAAUUUGGAUAAUAUAACAAAAAAGGCUGAACUUGUGAGAAAAUUUUGUGAUUCGAAAAUUAUUUCUGCCAUGACAAAAAUAUUCUAUAUACGAUGAAGACAUGCAAAAAAGAAAUGUGAUGUUCAGCGUGAAAAAAAAUCAUUUUUGACUUUUAGCUAUUUUCAAAAUCGAUAUUUUUAUUUUCAUUAUAUAUAAUAUAUAAUGACUAAUAUAUAUAAAUAAGAAAAUAGAAAUUAAAAUACAGUGCUAGUCCAAUAUGCAGGGUUCGUUAUUAUAAAUAUUUAUCAACGUGACGUUUACUUAAUCUUCGAGUUAUUCUCUAUAUAUUAUAUACAAAAUAUAAAAAUGUGUGCUACUUUCAAUGCCAUCGAUAUUUACAGACUAUAUUUUUUUCUUUUUAAUAAAUUUACAAUUUUUAUUUCUUUUUUUCUUUAAUUUUUAUAUAUUUUCAUUUUACAUGAAAAUUAUUUUAAAAAUAGUGUUGUUUUUUUUUGCUCACAAAUAGACUGAGAAAAAUUUUUUUUUCAAAUCAGUUUUUUUUUUUUACUUCAAUUGCUUUUUUAUUAUACCCAAGUUUUUCAUUAGUUAUAUUUGCAAAAAAAAAAAUAUUUGCUCAUGUUAUUCUAUUUUUAGAGAGAAAAAAAUCCAACAGCCUUAUAGCAAACAAUGUUUAAAAUAAAAAAAAAUAUAUAUAUAUUGCUUGAUAAAAAAUCAAAAAACAUUUUAAAGCAAAAUUUGUAAUAUACCAUCGAAAUAAUAUGCUCACUAUAUAGACUUGACAAGUUCUUUGAAUUUAUAAAGAACUAUUUUUCCUCUCAAAAUACCCGCUGUAUUCGCUACACUAUCUAAUUACAAUAAAGUCCAAAGGUAUAUGCUUGAUUAUUAUUAAAAAAAAAAAAAAAAAAAAAAAAA